Molecule: messenger RNA, 145 nt
Organism: Dentiscutata heterogama
Lineage: Eukaryota; Fungi; Glomeromycota; Glomeromycetes; Diversisporales; Gigasporaceae
Source: the annotation of a GenBank genome assembly
CCAAGAAAAAGAGUAUUAGAUGAUUUCGAUUCACAAUAUGAAGAAAUUUUUAAAGCCACCAAAUGCAAUAAUAAUGACAGUAUUAAAACUUUCCAGAAAUCAAACAUGAUUUAUACUGAUUUUUCAGAAGUAAAUUCAAAAAGAG